Fulvia fulva is the source of this 771-nucleotide messenger RNA. RefSeq names its product Peroxiredoxin PRX1, mitochondrial. NCBI's taxonomy places the organism in Eukaryota, Fungi, Ascomycota, Dothideomycetes, Mycosphaerellales, Mycosphaerellaceae. The record is from RefSeq and is a predicted model, not a curated record. Gene Ontology annotation, biological process: cellular oxidant detoxification; cell redox homeostasis; cellular response to oxidative stress. Gene Ontology annotation, cellular component: mitochondrion; cytosol. Gene Ontology annotation, molecular function: thioredoxin peroxidase activity. Bases 1 to 771 code for a protein of 256 amino acids. The transcript is spliced from 2 exons.
AUGGCAGCCUCAUUCGCACGUAGCGCAUUGUUGCGCACAUCUCGUCUAAGCGCGACGCCCACCUCGUUCGCCUCGCGACAAGCUUCGCCCAUAUUCAAGCGAUUCCUCGCUACACCAGCAGAGCAGCCACGGUUGCGUUUGGGAUCAGUUGCACCAAACUUCCAGGCAAAAACGUCAAAAGGAGACAUUGACUUCCACUCAUGGCUGGGUGGUAAGUGGGCGAUCCUGUUCAGUCAUCCAGCAGACUUCACCCCAGUCUGCACGACCGAGCUGGGUGCUUUUGCGCGGUUGAAGGAUGAGUUCGAGAAGAGAGGCGUGCAGAUGAUCGGCCUGAGCGCCAACGAUCUGACCUCUCACGGCAAGUGGAUCGAAGACAUCAACGAGCUCUCGAAGACAAACCUCCAGUUCCCAAUCAUUGCCGACGCCGAUCGCAAAGUUGCAUACCUCUAUGACAUGAUCGAUCAGCAAGAUUUGGACAACAUCGACGAGAAGGGCAUUGCGUUCACAAUCCGAUCUGUCUUCGUAAUCGACCCAAGCAAGAAGAUCCGGUUGACGAUGAUGUAUCCUGCUUCAACUGGACGCAACACCUCGGAGGUGCUGAGGGUCAUCGACUCCCUGCAGACUGGCGACAAGAAGGGAGUGACCACGCCAAUCGAUUGGCAGGUUGGUGAUGAUGUGAUCAUUCCUCCAUCUGUCUCCACCGCGGACGCCAAGAAGAAGUUUGGCGAAGUCCGGGAGCUGAAGCCAUACCUCAGAUACACCAAGAUCUAG